Messenger RNA from Pseudomyrmex gracilis, 2889 nucleotides. It is a transcript of the gene Zip88E, whose product is annotated as zinc transporter ZIP1. Gene Ontology annotation, cellular component: plasma membrane. The transcript has 4 exons. Lineage: Eukaryota; Metazoa; Arthropoda; Insecta; Hymenoptera; Formicidae. The coding region runs from base 961 to 2019 and encodes 352 amino acids. Gene Ontology annotation, biological process: zinc ion transmembrane transport. The record is from RefSeq and is a predicted model, not a curated record. Gene Ontology annotation, molecular function: zinc ion transmembrane transporter activity.
CUGAUAACGCGGACGAGAUUUGUUAUUUGCGCGUGUGUUGUUUUCCGUAUCGGCAUCAAUUUAUUACGUUCUCACAUUCGUAUCGGGACGCAUAAUUGCUAUUUAUCGCGAUCAUGCGUAAGUUGAUUUAGAUCGCGUGUCUUGCGAGGCAGUAUCAGCCUCGUCAGCUGUCAUGCAAAAUGUUUCCCGCUUAUCGGUCUUGCACGCGCUAUAGUAUUAUAACAAUAUGUUCUAUAGUUUGUAUACUGAUUCUAUUUUCUACUUCGCCGCCUUUUCACAUCAAUCGCGUCGUUUACCUUUCUCCCGAGGAACAAACUUUGUUCUCCCAUCGUUCAAUUUGAUGCGAGAGAUAGACUAUGUUAUCCGAAUUUAUGAUGUUCGAACUUCUGGUCGAUAUCCAGAGUGUAUAUACGUAUAGGAACUAUGAUGUAGGGUAUUCAAACAGAAAACAAAAGUUUAUUUAAAUGUGUUCUAAAAGACGUUUACGUUUUUUUUUUUUCCACGUACAUUAUGUAAUCUCACAUGUAAGAUGGAAUCAAAGCCGGAUCGGUAAUGCGCGCGUGUGAAGAUCGGCAAUAGAAUCGCAACAGACGACUCCGUUACAAUAUUCAUUAGAUCGAUGGACAGCGACUGGUUCCAAGUGUGCGUCGAGCUCUCUAUCGGUGUUAUCAUCGUCGUCAGAUUAGGGUCGCGCCUUGAGACAUCGCUCGUUUCAUCGCGUUCCGUCACAUAACACGCACGUAGUAACGUCGCCGCCUUCUUCGAGAGAAGAGAGUGGGAUUCUUCUUCCAGAGUUUCUCUUCGCGCGAAAACGUUGAAAAUUGACGAAAUCCAAUAUCCGAUGGUACGCGAAAACAGAAUUUCUCGUCUAUCCUCGCCGCGCCGUUGUCACGUACAACGAUAAGAGUCGAUUUCUUCGCGAUCGCAGGACGUGCGUUAAAGUAACACAAGUCUCAAACGAUGUUCGAAAACGCGGUUCAAGCGAAGCUGGUGUCGAUGGUGCUGAUCGGGGCCGGCAGCUUCAUCGUCGGCGUCACGCCUGCCUGUUUCGUCACACACGCGCAGGAUCUUCAACGGAAGCUGCUGCUCUCCUGCGCCCUGUGCUUCGGCGCCGGUGUCCUGCUGGCCACCGCGACGCUCCACGUCCUGCCGGAGGUGCGCGAGGGACUGCCGAAGCACGCCGAGCUGGUGUUCUCCUGCGGCUUCCUCGUUCUCUAUCUCGUGGAAGAGUUCGUGCAUUAUUUCUGCCGACACAGUCAUCACGGAUCCGAACAUGACUCGCAGCACAGAACCACGAGCGAGGGUAGCUGUUCGAACCAGGGCGUUGGUUUCAGCGGCGCCGCGCUAGACAGCAAGGUCUACAUGUCCGAGGGAGAAGUGAGAUUACCGCUUAACUACCGACAAAAUCCCAUCGGUGGUAACAACUCCGGUAACGCGUGGACUUACAGCAGCUACGGUGCGACACGGGGCUCCGCACGUGAUCCCUGUUUGACGAGCGAUAAAACGACAUUUUUGUGCCACGGGAAUCACGGCGAACAGUGCGCCGAUACCAACACCGGACUCGCCGGUCUUGCUCUUGCUCUCACCGUGCACGCCGUUCUCGAAGGACUCGCGAUAGGAUUGCAAAAGCAAAUUACCGAGGUGUUGCUGCUAACCGGAGCUGUGGCGUCCCACAAGUUUGUUGUCGGUUUUUGUCUGGGACUUGAAUUAGCCGGACUCAGCAAAUCCAUUGGCAAAUUAAUAUUCGCAAUUUUUAUAUUCUCUAUUGGAUCCGUCGUUGGCAUUGGUAUUGGAAUGCUAACGUUUCAAGCAGACACGGACUGGUCGAAGAUAGUAUUGCCAAUUUUGCAAGGCCUGGCGGGUGGUACCUUGUUGUACGUUACCGUGAGCGAGGUUCUCCCGAGGGAAAGGUCAAAGUGGCACAAAAGUUGUCGCAGAUACGCGGGCAUCUUGCAAUUUUUAUCCGUCGCCAGCGGAUUUACUGUUAUCUUCCUUCUUAAUUAUUAUGUAGGCGAGUGAACUGAUUAUGUUAAGUUUAUUAUUUUUUUUUUUUUAAAGUUGAUUAGUCUGCUAAUGUUUUGUGUGGUUGGACUUGAAGUCAAUCUCUUCGAGCAGUUCUUGUGCAAUACCGGACGAAAUUUUUUUAAAUUUUUUACAAGAGCUAUUGUAUGAAAUUUUUUAUUAUUGUGAUUAGUGAAAGUGAUAUGUUGUAUAUUUAGUUUAGAGUAUUUUUUUAGUGAGUGAUUAAGAAACACCAUUAUAUAUGAUUUUUUUAAAUUAUAUUUUUCAUUACCUAUUUUUUUUUAUUACCACAAAAUCGUGCGAUUGCGAGAUAUUUGGGAACACAAUAGAGAGAUUUAAAAUUUUUACUUUGUUUUUGUGCUUUAAAAUAUUGCGUGUAAGAGCAUAAAAUCCGAUGAAUAAAACUCUGACCAUAUACCGAAAAAUCCACUUUUUUUUUUAACUCCGUGGUAAAACGCAAAACACUACGCUAGAACCAAUUCCCGUGUAGUUCAAUAUUCGAAACACACUGCUUUUUCGCAGUUUUUUUUUACCGUUGAUCAGAAAUGUUUAAGAAGCAAGAUGAUAACGAGCUUUUUUCAUUGUGAAACACGACGAUUUGAAACCGGAGGACAAUGUUUUGUUGUCGGGUUUUUUUUGUUUUUUUUUUUAGAGCUUACCGAGAAUAUUCGUCUUCCUGCAUCGCUUCGCGGAGAUGACGCGGGAAUCGCGCGAUGCAAAAGCUCGUCUUUAUUUCAGCACAAUUCCCUCAGCGUGUUUAUGAGAACAAUGACGUGUAUUUCGAGAACGUCACACUGCGAAAUCAUCGUUGCGAAAACCUUUCAAAUUUCCGACAACGCGUCCGUGCACGAGCGAGAUUAAUUCCGU